Messenger RNA from Geodia barretti, 480 nucleotides. NCBI's taxonomy places the organism in Eukaryota, Metazoa, Porifera, Demospongiae, Tetractinellida, Geodiidae. The record is from the annotation of a GenBank genome assembly.
AUGCCAGACAAAAUCACCAUCUACACUGACGGCGCAUGUUCAGGCAAUCCCGGUCCGGGUGGAUACGGCACUGUCUUGCAGUACGGCGAGCACCGCAAGGAGCUUAGCGGCGGCUUCCGUAGGACUACGAAUAACCGCAUGGAAUUGCUUGCCGUCAUCGAAGGCUUGCAGUCGUUGAAGAAGCCCUGCGAGGUUACCGUCUUCAGCGACUCCAAGUACAUCGUGGAUGCCGUGAACAAGGGCUGGGCAGAACGCUGGCAGGCAAACGGCUGGCGGCGCAACCGCAAGGACAAGGCGCUCAACCCCGACAUGUGGGCGCACCUCCUGAAGUUGCUCGACACGCACACCGUCAGGGUGCGCUGGGUGAAGGGACACGCCGGCAACCCCGGCAACGAGCGCGCCGAUGCCCUAGCCGUAGCCGCCUCGCAUAGCGACAGUCUUGCUGUGGAUGAGGGAUACGAAGCCCAGAAACGAAGUUGA